This is a messenger RNA of Exophiala mesophila, 1907 nucleotides long. RefSeq lists its product as uncharacterized. The transcript has a single exon. The coding region runs from base 310 to 1380 and encodes 356 amino acids. Lineage: Eukaryota; Fungi; Ascomycota; Eurotiomycetes; Chaetothyriales; Herpotrichiellaceae. The record is from RefSeq and is a predicted model, not a curated record.
CGGCAAGAACCGAGCGAGCACCUUUGCAGUGUCGCUGGGCAAGCGAGGCUGUUUAUGGUACCUCGUUACUCAAAUCAUCUCAACCUCGACUUGACAGAUCACUCGCUGCAUCUUCCCAAUGCCCUAAUGAACUUCACAUGUACCUACCAUCUUACAGCUCGUCAGCUACAGUAGACCAAAACUCUUGGCCUUGAUGCAUCAAAGCAUGAUUUGACUUUUGGUUUCAAUACGACCUGCACCUGGUGGAACAUCAAGGCCAGUUGCAGUUGACACCGUGCACCAUCCGCAAUCAUUACCUGCAAUGUCAGAAUGGCGGCAGCAGCUCAGGUUCAAGCAUUGCUCCGUUUCUUAACCAAAGAUGCCAAGCUUCCUCUGCAAGAUGCCAUGUCAAAGAUCCAUCCUCUCCGCAAGUUAGACCUCAGUACGCCAGAGGCCAUCUCCAAGGCAGAUGCGGACAGCUUGAAGCCCAUCUUCUCUGACGAAAAGGUCCUCAAACAAGUGAUCAAUGCCGCCAAGCGUGUGUCCAACCCAAAGAAACGUCAGGCUUCAGAGUCCUCUUCUCCUGCCUCCAAGAGGGCUAGGGCAGGUCCUGACGCGGACAAUGAUGAGACUCUUCUUGCCCUUCCGACCACCGACUUAUCAGUAGAAGACCUGCAAGACUUGAUUGUGGAAACCAACCGUGCUCCGCUGUUCCUUGCAUUCACGAUCUCUGUUCUUGCAUAUACCCACCCGGAACAACCCCUAUCCAGUCGAUGGAGUAUGGCCCAAGCCGUCGUCAGUGCCGGAGCUCAAAGCAAAGCAAAGUAUCUCGGACUAACAACAGGCCCCACAGCUGAAGAAGAUGGCUGGGCGAUGGGUCAGCCAAAGAUCAAGAUCAUGGGUCGAGAAGUUGCCGUCAUGAGAAGACAAGUAGUUAGUCCUGAUGGGGACACAGCUACUCCAGUCGAAGCUUUCUGGGGUUUGGACCUUGAUGCACUACGAAAGUCCAAUGGUCCUCUCAUACCAGCCCAGUCAGACAAAGGAGGGAGUGCUGGCCCUCCUAUCUAUAAGCCUGCAGCUCCACGAUCCUACCUAUUGAGGUCGAUGGUCUUGAUCGACGGUGCGGUCAAGGACGAUGCAGGCAAGAAACCAACUGGCAAGAAAGAAAAGGAAAAGCACCCCACGGCGGCCAAGAAACGCGAGCAUUCGGCAGCUGUGAUGCUCAAAGCCAUCGACUCGGUCUGUCAAAGUUGGGCAUCUUCACUGACAAAGGAGGAACUCGACGCCAGAGCUCAAUCCUGGUAUAUGCGUGUUCGACCUGAAGUUGAACAAGGUCAGGCCGGAUGGGGUCAGAGGGGACAGGUUAAGUUACAAGAUAUUCUGCGCUUGCGCAAGGUUUGAACCACGGCUUUGAAGCAAGCCUGUCAUCACAGCUGGCUCGAUUAAAUGUCAAUGAUUUGGUCAUUGCAUGCCCCAAGCUAAUUAUGCAGCAACCUGCUUAACAAUACAUGCCACCAUCAUCUGUGGUCAGUGUUAACGUCAACCUGACGCCUCUUCAGAUAACCAAUCAGAUUUCCCAAUGUGCAAACAUGUCACUUCUCCUUUUUGGGACCGACAUCACCUAGUUGGGGUCAAGCAUCAGAAUCAGUAUUGGUCUCACGGGAUCUCGAAGUCACUCGAGAGGACGGGAACAGAGACUCACCCUUCCAGAAAUUCUUAUUGACCUUGUUAUCAUCCUCACUCAGCUGAUUGGCCGACCUCUCAGUCCUAUUCUCCAUUUCCUCAUUAUGUUUCCGAACGUCUGGAUCUGUUUUCUCUGCAGCAGAUACGGGACGAUGAAUGCGUGGAGAUCCACCUUGUGAGGUGGACUCGCUACUAUUACCGCCGCCACUGCCACUCUCCUUCUUGGUCGUCGAAGACGACGAGGA